AAUAGAGCACUGGAAUUACCGUUAUACAAGUAGUAUUUGCUGGCUCAAAAUAUUGGAUUACGACGUGCACUAGUUGAAACCCACUGCAUGAUAAAGCGGGCACAGUAGGUAGUACGGUAUGCUGCCUUCACCUGGCACACAGUCUUCCCUUGCACACAGGUCAACCGUACCGUACCGGAAUCUCUUGGCUGCUGCACCGGCAUGGAGCACCUCUCCCGAAGGAUUGCUUCCGCUCAACCGCCAAGAUCAGAAACGAUCCAAUGGUGGUCGUUCUGAAGAAGUACUGGUACCGGUACCGCCGAUUGAAUGAUUAGUUGAUGCAAAUAGUUCAGGUGUGAAUCGAGCAGGUGGACCGGUGCGGACCCAGAUCGAGCGAAAAGUCAUCUCAGGAAGUCCAGUGACACUUCAGAAUGACUUGUUGGAUGGGAAUUAGAGAUUGUUAAGUCAUAUGUACCCGCAGGGUUGGACACUGGUGGACACUGGAUAAAGUGCGCUGACGCAUGCUUCGAUUGCCAACCAGAAUUUUUCCGCACUAACCCAUACUGCACAACUGAAUUGAGAAUAGAAGGACCAAUUUUAUUGAAAUUGUAAGCAAAUGGUCCCUGCUGUGCUUGGACUCGUCUUUUGGUGGUUGGCUUGGUCGGUGGAUGCAGCUCGCGCGGAGCCGAGAUUCUUGGAUUCCACGGUUGUUUUGAAUAGUACUACCGAUAAUGUGCCUGCUUCUGAUCAGCUGCCAGAGGGAUGGUCGCAAGACACGGAUCCGUCCACAGGGAAGGUAUUUUACUAUCACGUGAAUGGAACGACUGCUUGGGAGAUGCCCGUCAUGACGAAACAGAAUGUUUCAACUUUGGAAGUCUCGAGUAAUGAAACAGUAGCAUCAUGGGGCUUUACCAAUUUUCGAGCCAACGAGGCCUUUCAGUUUGCCAACAUCUUUUUGGUGGGAGGUGUCUGCAAUGACCCCAGUGAUUGGUAUUCCAUCUUCACAUUGGCGGCCAACGAAACCUUGGGUGACGAUCAAGUCACCAAAGUCAUUUGCUACGAGGGGGGCGAAGCAGGCGGACAAAACACACGAGAAUUCCACGUGGCGGGAUUGGAACAAGUGGUGGACCUAGCGGGAGACCAGCUCAAUGAAACUCUUGUCAUUACCUUGGGCAUGGGCUUGUCCACGGAUUGGACGCCCGUGGUAGAACUGCUCAAACGAGGAAUGGCCUUUUGGCAUGCCAGUAUUUGGGGAUCCGAAUAUGCCAUCAAUUUGGAACAGUUUGGUCUCGACACCAAUCAAGUUUUAUACCUAUAUUUUGAAGGGGAUGAAAAACGAGGUGCCAGAGGUAUUGGCAAGGAGCUAUGCCGUCUCCGAGGUGGGGGGCGCCAACUAACCGUGGCCAAAGUGUACCAACCAUACGGUGGCUCAUACUUGAACUUUCGCAUUGAUGAUGCAAUGGAGGCGUUCCGCAAGCUCUGUCCCGACACGGAACUUGUCGAGCUGUGGGAAAUCAACGACAGCUCGGAUCUUGCCAUAUUGGCGGCACUUCGCUUCCGGGAAGUACCGGAAGUCAUUCUCACUACCCAGGACUAUCAUGUCAGAAAAGUCCUAGAAGUGGCCGAGAGAGUAUUGUUGCCAGACCAGUUUGGCACCCUUGCCGUCACAGGAUGGGACAACCAUCCAGGCAUUAUGGAUCGACAAAAUGUGUUGGCAACCGUAGAUCCAUUGGUGCUAUAUCCGAAUCUUGGUUUGUGGACGGCCAUCAGUGAAGUUACCAAUCUCACGCAGCAGCUGGGGCUGAAUUCGACCACGAUGUUGCAAACAGCAUUUGAUCUCCCCGGUGACAACGCAGCAGUUGUCCAGACAGAUGUCAUGGUGGUAUCCAGUGACCCACUGGGAUUUGCGAGCGACAACCUCCUGACUGGGUACCAGCGAAAGUUGCCACCCUCAAAGAUUGUCCCAGUGUCCACCGGACUCUAUGAUGUCUCCAUUUCGGAGAUGAUGCCAUUUGAUGGCCAAGUCGAAGCCGUCGUUUGGCUAAAGUUGAUGUGGUAUGACCAUCGCUUGAAAUUCAACCUCAUUAGCAGCAGAGAUGUUGGCUCACUGCCAGUGGAUCGAAACAUGAUCUGGACACCAAGCUUGUAUGUCCAAAACUCCUUCCAGUACACGGUUCUGUAUGAAAAACCAGCCUUGGUCUAUUAUCAUGGAUUGGUAGUUCUCGAGACCAACGUUUUGAUAAGGACCUUGUGUGCCACUACGGAGAGUCUGCGCAGUUAUCCUUUUGAUUCUCAUGAUUGCUCGAUCGACUUGACAGCACCGGCAGGCGUGUGCAUGGACCACAGAUUUGGAUUUGAGGUGGUUUCUAGUGAUGACAACUUCGAUCUUGGCACUUCUCUUGCAAUGGAGAACCAAUGCAAUGGCACAUACAUUCGUCCCGAGGGUGAUGCAGUCUACUACCAAAUGCACUUUGAGAGACGACCGUUCACGGCCUAUGUUCGUGUGAUUCUCCCUGCAAUUAUCAUCAAUGUCGUUGGAUUCAUGACUUUUUGGAUCGAGAACAAAAGUGAUUCUGUGGGAUUGGGCAUCACGUCUCUCCUCUGUGCAUUGACAUUUCGCGAGACAGUCGAGAUUCCAAGCACAUCUGAUAUGACAUGGUCGGAGGUAUUCUUGAUGAUCAACAUUGUCUAUCAAGCUUUGGUCAUGAUCAUCCUGUUCUUCUCCUACGCACACAUGGCCUCAAUUCGCAGUUUGUGUUGCUGCCUGCCAGGGAAUCUCACGUUACCUUGGACUCGUAGCUCCUCCACUGCACACGCCCCAGUGGGCAAUCAAUGUACGCCUGAACCGGAUACCAAUGCGGGCACCGGCGCAAUUGCUCGUAGCCAGACAGCACAAGGAAACAUGUCUUUGGGUAGUCAAGCUAUGAAUUGCCCACCCAGAGAAGUCACCGUGCAAGGACCUCGGGGGGAUCCUUCGGUUGGAGUAGGCACCAAUGGCAUUUCCGGUGGAAACCAUGCGGGCGCUGGAAUUUCAUCAGACUCUGAGAGCAACAGUGAUGAUUCCUCUGCUUCUGGUAGCGUGGCCGUUGACCAGAAACCCGAAAACCGACAGCACGUUCAACCAUCAGCCCAAGAGACGAGUCCACCUGCUGACGGAAAACCAAAGGAAAUUGACGUGGAUGAUCUUUUGGAAGAAAAGCAUGGACACGCCAAUGUUGCCACAGGGAGCACUCUAUCUGUACAUUCCAGAGGAGCACUCACACAAAACAGCGAUCCUAAUGCAACAAUCGACGGACAGUCAGAGGAAGAUGACCACAAUGUUGACUGGAUCGGUCGCUGGUUUGUCGUGCCUUCCUACAUUAUUGUGAUGAUAGUCUUCAUUGCGGGGGGUGGGGAUGUUUAUAACAGUAUGGUGGGCUCCGCUGAGUUGUGAAAACGCUACCAGCUAGCAAGGGCCAGCCUAAGUAGAGGCCUCCUACAUUGGAGCCGUCGAGCCACAAACCUGAACGUCCCGUCGCUAUUGACCUGUCCAUAUGACUCGACUGACUAGCCAAACAGAACACUCUAAAGAGAAAUAGUUGCCUGCCCACUGAAUCCUGUUCCCACGAUAUCUUCUCAUAAUAGCCAUGGUGACACCCUCCGUCUAAUUGAGUUCGACUUGCUCCGUGGAUAGCCAAGCCCCACUACUAGCUUGAAGUAUUUUCUGGCUGCUCCAAAAGGGCUGGGCAGCGUGAUAAUGUCGCGGCAGACGGUGGGAAAGAAGUUUCGUGUCAAUGGUCAUGCCGCACAGGUUAUUAAUAAUGUCGGACAGGCGCGAUGGAUGCUUCCCUCCCUGUCACCCGUGCUGGCAAAGCCAAGCUCUCGUGGAGGAGUGGAUGAAAUCCCCUGCCUCGACUCGACGAGUUGCCUGCAUGAAAAGAAUUCACAGCCAGAAAAUGUCAUGCAGUUCGUCCUUUUACCGACGGUCAAUUCAUUGUUGCUGGAACGAGCGGACGCUGGUGAUGUUCAUGCCGACCUGUGUCUCACUCUGUAAAGUCUUGCACCUGAUCGACGCUUAUUAUGCAAUCUUGUAGAGGCAUCAUUGCCUGCUCCAAUCUCAUGGCCGCUUCUUAGCGCCCUGAUUUCCAUCUUUGUCAUCAGCCUCGAAGGGUGCCGGGUUUUCCAAUCAGCGCACGCAUGUAAUCCCACGAUCGAGUCCAUGUUGGUGUAUUUCGGGCCUUGUUAUACUACGGACGGGCCAAUUGUUGUUGCCAAGCGGCAUGGUACGAUUUCCGGUGAUGCCGCACAUGUGGCUCGUAUUCUUCGGCCAGCGGGGCACGUUGCUCUCCCGUCGUCUGGACUAACAAAGACACGGCGUCGAAUGAUUGUUGUGUGUUGGUGGUGUCAUAAUAAUGUGGUGUGGGAUAGGCCCAAUUGAGAGAUCGAUGGACGGAGGAAUGAAAUACGGCAAUUUCGGUUUCGACAGAGUCGUCUUGGGUGAUCAACGUGGGAGUCGUUUGAUUGGCAUGAAAGCGGACGCAUGGCUUGUUGGUCAAGAGUUCCCACACGGUGGAAGUGGCGCAGGUGGUUUGACAUUUGCAGUCUCGUUCGUGUACGUAGUGUGCCGUGUAGACCCAAUGGAGUGGAUUGCGCAAAAAGAUAAUGGACGGUCGCACCAAUAAGACAUGUUCCAAGCUCGUCGUGGCAAGCGCUUGCUCGUAACAGUGUGACUCGUCGUCCUCUUGUUGAUUAUUGCUGUCGAGCUGUACAAAUCGUACCUUGUCGUCGUCGAGCAAGUAGUCGUCUCCCAUAAUGAGUGUUUUUUGUGUGUCGGUGAGCGUCUCGUAGUGAUACAGUUCGAGCGUGACGGGAGCCUCCCAUUUGCGUAGACUUUGCACGAGGGCACGGGCUUGUGCCACGACUUGUUGUUCACUGGUAGCGCUAGUAGUGACAAGACACGUCAGUAUACCAAUCUUGUCGUCAUAAUGUCGAUGCGCUCUUCCGGGUCGUACAAUGAGACAACCCCCGUCAGUGGCUUUCCAUAGAAAAUGGUCUUUUCGUUUGCGUCGUUUUUGGGGUGUCAUGUAGUCGACACCGUAGGUUGCCUUUAAUACGUCUUGAUAGGGCAUGGGAACGGGCACCUUUAGAUUGCGCCAUUGGAAGGAUUGUACGUAUUGCAUGGGUCGCGGACAGGAGAAUAAGCCUCGUUCGGUAUUGUACCCAUUGCGAAAAAAGUUUUGGGUGCGGAGCGAAUGAAAAAAGUCGACUUUGAUGUUUCCAUUAUUUUCAAAGACAAAGUUUCGUUCGGCUCCUUCAGAGAGUGUGGUCCCAUCGACGCCCUUGAAGAAUUUGUUGUGUCGGAACUGGCCUGGAUUGGUUUGCAUGAAUGUUUCUACGAGUAGCAUUUCUUGGAGCUGACGUUGUUGAAGCCAGCGAAGAUCAAUGGCAAAGUCCAGGUCGUAAUGAAUAUGAGAACAAUUGCGGACAAAACCCAACAGUGUGCCGGCAGAUAGCCAAUAGUCGACACCAAGCUUGUCCAGCAAUUUCACAGUGGACUCAAAGGCUUGCCAGACAAGCUCAGUGGAAGCUUGAGUAGUCUGGGCAUUGGUCUCACAAGCAGGCAUGGUUGACACUGCAGAAGCUCCUAGUUCCACUGCUGCCUGCUUGGGAUUGGCAUCAUCAGAACCACGAUCAGGCUUUUCUGCAGUCUUGUCAUUGGUCUUCUGCUGAGCUUGCGCUUGUUUCUGCUGGCUCACCUUACUACUAGUAGAUAAUGCAGUGGUACUAGUAGCAGAGGAACUAGUAAUCAAAAUGCCCUCUCCUUGACUAUUACCAGUGCUUGGAGACAAGGUGUACAUGUACAGGUAGCAUACGUACCAGACAAGACACCCCAUGACCAUGGCCAGGAAAACUCCAAACUUUCUUCUUCUCUUCCAGCUUGCACUGCUGCCAUGCUUGUAGUGAUCUCGUUGCAAAGUCAGACUUCGGCGGUCUUGCUGCUGAUGCUGAUGCUGCUUUCGACACACUAGUAAGCAACACAGGUUCUUCAUCUUAUUGUCCUUCUCUGGUAAGGCUUGUACAUGUAGUACAUUACUGAGUUUCUAUCAGAGGCAUUGCUACCAUUAUUAUUGCUGCCAUCUCAAGCUUGUCAAUUGAAGUUAUGGCAGGUGACCAUCAAGGUGCGAUUGGAUCUUUUGGGGGCUGCGACAUGGAGAACCUCUUGCAAAAGAUCCAUCAAAGAUCAUUUUUGAAAUAGAGCUCUCAUUUCAUGACUACCCCAGCAAAAAGGGAUGUUUAAGGAGAAUACAAAGGAAAGACAAGGCGUUAAUACCGUAUGGAGUACGUACAUUUUACAAAAGAAAAGAGAAACUGCGUUAAUUAAUUAACUUUAAAUCAUCGAUUCACGAAGAACUAGGAACACAAAGCAUCAUUGCAGAAGAAAGAUGCUGUUUCGACGUUUCGAUCAUAAAUAAUUAACCAAUUCUUAUUUUAUUAUAGUCUCUAUAAACGACGCAUUUGACACCCUUAAAGAGAUAAGGAAUAGUCUUUAUCGAAAACAAAUAAAAAAAGAGUACAAACUUGGUUUUGGAAAUAGAAAUAAAUUGACCCAAUUCAGAAUCACAAGCAAUUGGGACAGUCUAAAUUCCAUUGAGGCUGCACCCUUGGCAAUAAGAAGCCAUCGCAAGAUUGCACCCUUUCCAAUAAGCAAUCAUGGAUUGCAUGGUAGGACUGUGCUGAUGGGCACGAUGGUGGCACUCCUGAAGGAUGUCCCGUAAACAUGUAAGGGAAACACAGUUGGAGACCAGCUACUCAAGAGCUGUUACCAUUUAUUUUGGUAGCUUCCUGCUGUCUCUGCAUCUCAAUUGUGGUUUUGAAUUGGGCCACAAAGUUUGUCUGAAAUGGAGUGCAUGGACUUCCCUCUGAACGCUUUUUCAUCUACUGGUACAACAAGCCAUGCACCUUGCGAGGACCUACAUAACUACUGUACCAUAAAGACGUGA
Messenger RNA from Seminavis robusta, 6959 nucleotides. Lineage: Eukaryota; Bacillariophyta; Bacillariophyceae; Naviculales; Naviculaceae. The record is from the annotation of a GenBank genome assembly.